This is a messenger RNA of Aspergillus caelatus, 1552 nucleotides long. RefSeq names its product TDT family transporter. Gene Ontology annotation, biological process: sulfite transmembrane transport; transmembrane transport. Lineage: Eukaryota; Fungi; Ascomycota; Eurotiomycetes; Eurotiales; Aspergillaceae. Bases 192 to 1379 code for a protein of 395 amino acids. The transcript has 5 exons. Gene Ontology annotation, cellular component: plasma membrane. Gene Ontology annotation, molecular function: sulfite transmembrane transporter activity. The record is from RefSeq and is a predicted model, not a curated record.
UAGAGGUAAAAACGGGGCAUAUACCUAAUCUGUACAUAACUCUAUAGAGAUGACAGGCGUCGAAAGGUCCAAUGUCAAUGAUUAUUUUAGGCAACGAACGGGUGGCAACGGAUGUCUCCCGAGUCCAUAAAACUCUCCGGCAACCUUCACCUAGACAUCAACCAGCUCACUGAACAUCGACAAAUCGAGUCAUGGAUAGUGCAAACGGAAGUUUAAGCCAACCCCAGCUCACGAAACAUGAUAUGGGCUGGAGGAGGGUUGUUCGCAAUUUCACCCCUUCGUGGUUUUCAGUCACGAUGGGCACGGGCAUUGUGUCAAUCCUACUAAAUACCCUACCCUAUAACGGCGAAUGGCUCUACUGGAUCUCUGUUGUGAUCUUCGCCUUCAACAUUCUUCUCUUCGCGAUAGGAUGUAUCAUCACCGUCCUCAGGUACUCGUUGUACCCGGAGAUUUUCACGGUGAUGAUUACCCAUCCGGUUCAGUCUAUGUUCCUCGGGACAUUUCCAAUGGGCUUUGCCACUAUCGUCAAUAUGUUUUGUUUCGUCUGCGUCCCCGCUUGGGGUGAAUGGGCCAAGAACUUCGCCUGGGGGAUGUGGAUAUUUGAUGCCGUCCUCUCAGUCAUUACCGCUCUCUCACUGCCAUUUUUAUUGAUGGCCCAUGGAGGCGAAACGCAACUCUCCUCCAUGACCGCGGUUUGGCUCCUCCCAAUUGUCAGCUGUGUCGUUGCCGGAUCAUCCGGCGGCAUCGUGGCGGGUGUUCUCUCCAAUCCGCAGCAUGCGCUCUGGACUGUGAUCGUUUCGUAUGUCCUGUGGGGUAUUGGACUUCCACUGGCCAUGAUGGUCAUGGUGAUCUACCUACAGCGACUGACUCUGUAUAAGAUUCCGCCCAAGGCGGUGAUCGUCAGCGUUUUCUUGCCUCUAGGCCCAUUAAGCCAAGGCGGUUUUGGGAUUUUGAAACUAGGUAAAGCGGCACAGACCAUUUUCCCUCAAACGCACACACUUCAGACAUCAUCGGGCGACGUCUUCUACACGGUAGGCUUCCUGAUCGCUUUGAUUCUCUGGGCCUUCGCACUUGUCUGGCUCUUCUUCGCCUUGGCAUCCAUUGUUCGAUGCAAGAGCUUUCCGUUCAACAUCGGAUGGUGGGGGUUCACCUUUCCCCUGGGCGUCUUCGCCACCUGUACCUGUGAAGUGGGCACAGAGUUGCCGUCAGAGUUUUUUAAAAUUCUCGGGACGAUUGUAUCGCUUUGUGUGGUCGUGUUAUGGGUUGUUGUGAGCGUUGGGACGCUCAAGGGAGUGGUAUCCGGACAGCUGUUUGUUGCGCCGUGUUUGGCGAACCUGAAACUCAAAGAGGAGGACAAAGACACGACUAAGGCUGCAUAAUAGAUCGAUAGUGUACAGUGUAUUUUUGUAGGAUCGGUUGUAGUAUUUUUUAUCUUAUUUUAUAUUUUUGGCACCCGAUCGGGGUAGGGUGUGGGUUUAAGUUGUAUAUUACUCAAUUAGCGAAAUUGGUGGGCAGUAGCAAUAUUUCAAUAAUAUAUAUAAUUUCAUAAAUC